Messenger RNA from Caenorhabditis remanei, 1146 nucleotides. RefSeq lists its product as uncharacterized. The transcript has 3 exons. Bases 1 to 1146 code for a protein of 381 amino acids. The record is from RefSeq and is a predicted model, not a curated record. Lineage: Eukaryota; Metazoa; Nematoda; Chromadorea; Rhabditida; Rhabditidae.
AUGGCGCCGAAACCGAAUCCCCCACCGAAGGAAGACACUUGGGCGUUCCAGCCCAUUGGCUCACCGUUUCCACCGAGUCCAGUGAAAUGUAUGGGAGAGCAGAACAUGUACGUGGCUCUCUGGUACAAGCAUGGAAAGCCGAUUCAUGGUCGUUCGUGGAACAACGGAGGAGUCGUUGAAUGUUCAUUUCCGUACAAGGAGGCUGAAUUGACUACCAAGGCUCAAUUGGAAGGACAAAUUCAAGUGCUUCAAUAUGUUGGAGACCACAACAACCAAGGUUUCUGGUACGAGUGGAUCAAGUACAAAGAUCGUAUUGAAAAGCUCGAUGACAAGCAUCAAUUGGUUCGUUGUGGAGACUCUUUCCCAAUCUUUUGGAAGAGAAAGGAGGGAAAUCUUCUCGGAUAUGUUGAUAACAAAACCGAGGAGGCCUGGUUCUCAUUCAACGGAAAAGUCAUCAAACAAUUGGGUCCUCAGUUGAAUGAAAUGUACAUCAUCACCCGUAAUUGCAUCGGAGGACCACCACAUUGCGAAUGUGACAACUGUCCGAAACCACCUCCACCACCACCAAUUCCACCACCAGGCCCACCACCACCACGUGUCAUGCACGACGAAUGGAUCGAUAUUCGUGAGGGAGAUCCGUUCCCGACUCGUAAAUUGGUUCAAGCUUUGGACAAGACUCUUGACACUUUGCCCGGAGUCAAUCCAGAUCAAUAUGUCGCUUUGUGGUACAUGCAGGGAGAACCUGUCAUGGGACGUGUCUGGAAUGAAGGAGGAAAGGUUGCUGCCAACUUCUCCUGGUUCAAUAACGAAUACUGCAAGAAUGUCGGAUCCAUCCAACUUCUUGUUCGUCUUGGACCACACGUUGUUGGAUACGAGUACGGUUGGAUUCCAUUCCCAGAGGCGGCGACAUUCGAAGAAGGAAAGACUUGGAAACCAGUUCAUGUCAACAAUCACAAGGGAGAUAUCUCCGUUGGAGUUGUCAACUUGCCAGGUGGAAAACAAAUUCUCGCCAAAGUCGAUGUUCGCAACGAGUCAUACGGAUACGGAUACCAAGGAAAGGAGCAUUCGGCUCGUGGACCUGCGUGUGCUUCGAGUGUUACUGUCCUCUGCCGUAAGGCUCUGCCAGGAUACAAACUCGAUGGCUGA